UCCUCCCUGACUGUCACUUCAGCGCAGUGCAGGACUUGCUCUCUCCCUGACUGCAACAUGCACUCCAACAGACCCACAGCCAUCAGUGUCACCGCAGACACCAGCAUCCCAGCCGGCCUGCGCCUUGGUCCCCUAGUGGGCAUCUUCAAACUGGGGAAGUACCUCUCAGACCGCAGGGAGCCUGGACCAAAGAAAAAGGUGCGGUAUGUGAGAGGGGAGAUCCUGGAUGAAGCAGGAAGUCCUGCCCAGGAAUGGAUAGGGUUAAUCCGUGCUGCCAGGAACGGCCAGGAGCAGAACCUUGAGGCUAUCUCGGACCUUCCAGGAGGACAGAUUUACUACAGGACACUCCGGGAAGUGCAGGCAGGAGAAGAGCUCACAGCCUGGUACUCCAAUUCUCUGGCUCAAUGGUUUGACAUCUCAACUACUGCAACUCCCACCCACGACGAGAAAGGGGAAGAGAGAUACAUUUGCUGGUAUUGUUGGAGAACGUUUAAAUACCCCAACACCCUGAAGGCUCACAUCCAUUUCCACUGCACACUGAACAACGGCAGGGGAUUUCUAAACAACGAACAAGUCAGAAGUUCAGAACUGUUCCCUGGGUCCCCCAAAAUCUCUGAUGGGGUGUCUGGUGCUACCCCUCCUCUGAGAGGCAACCUUCAGCAUUCAACCAGGGACCACAUUAAAAGGGAGUCCUCAUUGUCUCCUGCAUUGAGCAAGUUGGGGGUGAUCAAGAAGGCUCUUGGGAAGGAGGAACAGGACAGGGCUCUUGAUAUGAGUGUAGGUUCAGCAAAGAACCAUGGACAAUUUAUUGGCAUAGUGGGCAAUGCUUGUGGAGGGAAUGGCAUGGCUUUUUAUCCAGGCAUCAGGUCUGCUUUUAAACCCACUGGACUAUCCAAGUUACCUCAUGCUGAUUCAUCCAGAGAGGACACAAAAGCAAAUGGCUUGGGUUUUAGCAAACUUUUGGGAGGUAUCAAACCAAACCGCUCAGGAAAUGACGCUUUGGUCAGCAAUCACCAUUCCAAGUGUUUGCACCCUGGAGAUGGACCUUCCAAUGUCCUGUCCUGUUCCACAGGCCUGAGGGGCUUUCCCAUCCUUUCUCACUUGGAUGAAACAUCUGCUUUCAAACACGUGGAGAGGGGAAUCCAUGCCAGCCUUUCCCCCACCAGUCGCUACAACCAAGUACCACCAGCGGGGCUUCACUUUGAGAGGUUCUCCAUCCCACCUUUUGAAGGCAUCAAGUCCUACUCAGCGGAAUGUAACAUCCCGGUCAUGCCUUUCACUGUGUACAAUGGGGAGCUCCUCUACAGCACCCCAUACUACCCUUUCAAGUUCCACUUCAGCAACCUCAUUAAGUAUCCGGAGUCCAUGUCUUAUUUCAACGCUGGACCAGCCAUGAACCCAGACUUGGGUUCCAUCACCACCAGCAUUGACCGUGAGAUAGCCAUGCACAGCCACCAGCUUUCUGAGAUAGCUUCUGAGAAGAACAGGGUGGGCAGGCUGGAGACCAUUGCAGGGGCUGCUGCCCCAGGAACUGGCAAACCCAAAAAGGGCCACCUCUGCCUCUACUGUGGCAAACUGUACUCUCGCAAAUAUGGCCUGAAGAUCCACAUGAGGACUCAUACAGGGUAUAAACCCCUCAAAUGUAAGGUCUGCCUGAGACCAUUUGGGGACCCUAGUAACUUGAACAAGCACAUCCGUUUGCACGCAGAGGGGAACACCCCUUACCGCUGUGAGCAUUGUGGCAAGGUGCUUGUGAGGAGAAGGGACUUGGAAAGACAUGUCAAGUCCAGACAUCCAGGACAGAGUCUGAGUAGUAAAGACCAAGAACAGACUGACCCAUCAUUCUCUCAGCCAGAGGCUAAAAGUGAGGACAAUGACAGUGAGGUAGAUGUGUGUUUCACUGAUGAACAAAGUGAUCAGGAGACAGGGGGCAGCAAAGAGCACUGAAGCAGCAAAUAUACAGAGACAGAUGUUUAUAUAACUAUAUCAUAUUAAAUAUACAUAUAUGCAGAUGUAUUAUACAUGUACAGUAUGGAUUUGGAUGUAUCUAUUUAUGUGAUUCGAAACGGAAUUAUUCAAACUUUUGGGUUCCAGUUAGCAGAUUAACUUUUUAUAUUAUCUUUGUUAGUGAGUGGGAAAAAAAGAGGAAAUGUGGGCUUGAAUGUGUGUUAGUGGUCUGACACAGGUGUGAAUGUGACAAUGGACCAUAUGGGAUCAAAGUGGCACUUUUUCUUUUCUAAGAAAAUAAUUCUGGUGUUAUAAAAUUUUUCACUGACUAAUUUUAUGAUGGGUGCCCUAUAAUAUUUAAAUUCCUACAGAGGUGAUGAAACUCAACUUAUUUCUUAAUAAUGAUUCAUGCCUUUAUAUAUCGCCCUAUCUAUACCUACCCAGUGCUCUCACAUUGCAGAAGAGGGCAUCAAUCAUUAUAUUGUACAACAAGGGUGUGAGGCUGGACAUUUUAAUAAGGCACCACAAUGAAAGACAAUGGCCUGGUUACUUUAAAAAACACACAAUUUAUGGUAAUAUGUUUUUCAAAAUGUUUUUUUCUAGCCCAUUCAAUAAAUGUAUCAAAUAUAUUUUAUUAUUCUGGUCAAUGUAACGCAAUGAACAUAUUGUAAUACUAUUGUAUAUUUUAAUGAAUUACUUGUUGGGCCACCUUUUGAAGGGUGAACCCAAACUCACUCACUAUUGUGUUUAAAAUGCUCUUUGAUAUUCGGAAAGUUGUGUAGGUUUGUAUUUUUUAUUUUAAUAACAGAUGAUGUACAGU
Messenger RNA from Pelobates fuscus (common spadefoot toad), 2767 nucleotides. RefSeq names its product PR/SET domain 13 (gene PRDM13). Gene Ontology annotation, biological process: regulation of gene expression. The coding region runs from base 58 to 1947 and encodes 629 amino acids. Gene Ontology annotation, cellular component: nucleus. The transcript has 4 exons. Lineage: Eukaryota; Metazoa; Chordata; Amphibia; Anura; Pelobatidae. The record is from RefSeq and is a predicted model, not a curated record. Gene Ontology annotation, molecular function: protein binding.